This is a messenger RNA of Ilyonectria robusta, 1328 nucleotides long. RefSeq lists its product as uncharacterized. The record is from RefSeq and is a predicted model, not a curated record. NCBI's taxonomy places the organism in Eukaryota, Fungi, Ascomycota, Sordariomycetes, Hypocreales, Nectriaceae. The transcript has 4 exons. The coding region runs from base 316 to 1239 and encodes 307 amino acids.
GGAGUGACAGAAGAUGGACUGACAAGGUUUGUGUGAGGGCUCCUGGACGGGAUGAGGGUGGAGGUGCAUGGGCAUCAGGUGCUUGUCGGGAUGUUUUAUGUCCAGAGUGGAAGGUCGCUGGAAGCCAUCACCAGAUCGUCGUGCACCACCACGAGUUCAACCACAACCUGGCUCGCCACCAACCAUUGUCUCCCAUAGACGGCAAGGUUUGAGAUGGUAGGCCUGUGGCAAGGUGUGCACUGCAUCUCAUCUCGGUAGUCCAUCUACGAUCGAAGGCGCUGGAAAGAGGCGGCGGCAACAGCGGAGGCGGCGGCGAUGAUCAUGGCCGAUGAUGAGGAUAUGAUCGCGCUGAUCGUUCUGAUCGUCCACACGUCAAGUAGUAAUGACACGCACAAAAUCUCCUUGAACGGCCGUGAUGGUACCUGUUGUCGACGGGCAUCUGGGCAAUGGGCACCCGCCAGCCCGGCGCCGUCGACAACUUCGCGUGGUGGCGGAUGGGCCGUCUGCGAUCCCUGCCCCUCUGGGGUGUGGUGUGUGGGAACGACGCCAUGGGAACGCCAGCAUGUACCUCUCCCCUUUGAGACCUGGAACUCUCCCAGGCUAACUGGGCUGUCCGCAGCACAAGUCAGGCUUUCCCGCGGCUGGUACCCGUCGAGCUUCCAUGCCCUCCCAACUGUCCACUUCCGACGGUCAUGUUCCAUGUCCGAUACAGUGACGGGCCAUGAUCCAUUUCCCGAUGCCAUAUCCUUCUCGUCUAUCCAUAUCUCGCAUCCUCUCGAGCAGUCGAGCAGUCGAGCAGCCGAGCAGUCACCCCUGACUGCUGCUGAGGCACGUCCCCGAGUCGACAAGCUCCAAGCCUCACUCGCCCAAACAAAUCGAGCAGCCGCAUGCAGCCCGUCCAGCAGCGCCUCCAAAGCCCAUGCCACCCUGGCAACUAAAACACAAUACGCUGUCGGCUCCCAGUUGAGUGGCAUUGGAGGCGGUCCGGGGAUUGCUGGUGGUGGUUGUGGGCCGCCCAGCCAGACCGCCGCUCCCCCCCAGAGGCGAGCGCCCCUGUCAAGUCGUACCAUUUUCCGGUGCUCGAGAUUGGAGAUCUCCAAGCCUAGGCGCUACUGCACGAAGCUAUCGUCACGACCCUGUCUGUCGGUGCAGAACUGUCACAACCGUGUCGAUGAUGUUGAUGAGGCCCCCCCGAAUGUCUCGCCUUCGUCACCUACUAACUUAGGCGGCCGCGCCUAAAGCCCCCCUUCCACACCCAAUGUCUUUAAGCCGGCGCCGGAGAGACGUGAGAAAAGAGAUUAGGGAGAACAAAUCGAGCGGAAGAGAUG